GGCAGAAAAGCCAUCAUGGCAGACCUGGGCUGCAAAAAGCCCAGCGACUGCACUGUCUCCAGGCUCCUCAGCGUAGUGGAGAGUGAACUCCGGGCUGGAAGAGACAAAGGCGACCCCACGGAGAAACAGCUCCAGGUUGUCUUGGAGGAUGCGACGCUAUGGCAGAGAUUCAGGGAAGUCACUAAUGAGAUGAUCGUGACCAAGAAUGGCAGGCGGAUGUUCCCUGUUUUGAAGAUCAGUGUGUCAGGCUUGGAUCCAAAUGCCAUGUAUUCCUUCCUGCUGGAUUUUGCUCCGACUGAUGGCCACCGCUGGAAGUAUGUCAAUGGAGAAUGGGUGCCAGCUGGGAAACCAGAGCCACCGAACCACAGCUGUGUCUACAUCCACCCAGACUCUCCCAACUUUGGGGCUCAUUGGAUGAAAGCUGCCAUUUCCUUCAGCAAAGUCAAACUUACCAACAAGCUCAAUGGGAGUGGGCAGAUAAUGUUGAACUCCCUGCACAAAUACGAGCCCCAGGUGCACAUUGUUCGUGUAGGAGGCCCCCACCGGAUGGUGAUGAACUGCUCCUUCCCUGAGACGCAGUUCAUAGCGGUGACUGCCUACCAGAAUGAAGAGAUAACAGCUCUCAAAAUCAAGUAUAAUCCCUUUGCCAAAGCCUUCCUGGAUGCAAAGGAAAGAAACCAUUCUAAGGAUGCUCCAGAGACAGUCUCUGAAGGUCAACAUAUGACAUAUUCUCACCUGGGUGGCUGGUUGAUUUCCAACCCAGAGCCAAUGUGUGCCUCGGGAAGCUCUAAUUACCAGUAUGGUGGAGCUUUGCCUCUGCCCGCUCCACAGGCUCCCCACAGCUGCGAGAGACUCUCGGCCCUGCGAGGCCAUCGGGCUGCUCCAUACCCACCCUCCUACAUGCAGAGGAAUCACUCCCCCUCAGUUAACUUAUUGGACAGCUCCAGCAAUAAUGUUCAGGUAUUCUCAGGACACGAUAGCUGGACUUUGCCAUCCUCUUCACAGACUAAUUUGAUCUCAAUGCCACACACAAAGGGAGGUGCCAGCCCUGGACCCAGCCACUACCCUUGCCUGUGGACAGUGAGCAACAGUGCUGUAAAUGCUGCCAACCCAGGAAGCGAGGUGAACAGCAACCCUCCAAGUGUGUUUUUAAGGGGUAAUAUCCCCUUACCUGCUGCAUCAUCAGUGCAAAUCCCUCUGCAGGGAAUGGUGUCUGGCAGCAUGGAGGCACAAGGGGAAGGCACUCUCACCAGACUGAGUGACUCUGCAUGGACAUCCCCACACUUCUUUCAAUGGACAGGCAGCUCCUGAGGGAAGCUCAGCCAACCAAGACUGACACAAAUGGCAAAUGAUCCCUUAGGAGUGCAGUGCAGAAAUGUAUGCAGGAAAAGGACUUCAUCACUUCCCAUAAUGUACCUUUUGUG
Messenger RNA from Zonotrichia leucophrys gambelii, 1424 nucleotides. RefSeq names its product T-box transcription factor 19 (gene TBX19). Gene Ontology annotation, cellular component: nucleus. Gene Ontology annotation, molecular function: DNA-binding transcription factor activity, RNA polymerase II-specific; RNA polymerase II cis-regulatory region sequence-specific DNA binding. Gene Ontology annotation, biological process: mesoderm formation; regulation of transcription by RNA polymerase II; heart morphogenesis. The transcript is spliced from 8 exons. The record is from RefSeq and is a predicted model, not a curated record. Bases 16 to 1311 code for a protein of 431 amino acids. NCBI's taxonomy places the organism in Eukaryota, Metazoa, Chordata, Aves, Passeriformes, Passerellidae.